Vitis vinifera (wine grape) is the source of this 475-nucleotide messenger RNA. Its product is annotated as dehydration-responsive element-binding protein 1D. The coding region runs from base 11 to 475 and encodes 154 amino acids. NCBI's taxonomy places the organism in Eukaryota, Viridiplantae, Streptophyta, Magnoliopsida, Vitales, Vitaceae. Gene Ontology annotation, biological process: regulation of DNA-templated transcription. The record is from RefSeq and is a predicted model, not a curated record. The transcript is spliced from 2 exons. Gene Ontology annotation, molecular function: DNA binding; DNA-binding transcription factor activity.
GCAAAUUCAAAUGGACUUCUUCAAUCAAUUUUGUAAUUCGUAUCCAUUUUCGUUGGAUUCCCAUUCUGUCAGCAGCCCAGAGAGUUCUUCAGCGUCGGACUGGCAGACCCGGAGGACCAUCCAAUCCGACGAGGAAGUUCUGCGGGCAUCGAAUCGGCCUAAGAAGCGCGCUGGUAGGAGGAAGUUUAAGGAGACACAGCACCCGAUGUACAGGGGAGUGAGGAGGAGGAAUGGGAACAAGUGGGUGUGCGAGUUGCGGGAGCCCAAUAAGAAGUCGAGAAUAUGGCUGGGGACGUAUCCAACUGCCGAGAUGGCUGCCCGGGCGCAUGAUGUUGCUGCAUUAGCGUUUAGGGGCCGGAAGGCCUGUUUGAAUUUUGCUGACUCUGCGUGGAGUUUUAUAAGAAAAAUUAUAUUUAUUUUUUUAAAGAUGAAAAAUGUUGAAUUGCAGAAGCAGCAGGAACGUGGGUUCACUUAA